Molecule: messenger RNA, 1326 nt
Organism: Penicillium coprophilum
Lineage: Eukaryota; Fungi; Ascomycota; Eurotiomycetes; Eurotiales; Aspergillaceae
Product: ankyrin repeat domain-containing protein
Exons: 1
Coding region: 1-1326 (441 amino acids)
Molecular function (GO): protein binding
Source: RefSeq, a predicted model, not a curated record
AUGUCUCUUGACUCCUUGCCCGUGGAAGUAAUCUGUCUUAUUGCAUCAAAUCUGCCACGGUACAAAGACAAAUUGUCACUUGUACGAUGCAAUCAUAUGCUUCAUGAUGCUGCUAUCUAUGUCCUUCAUAAGCAAGACAGCUUGACUGCAAAUUAUGCACUGCGAUGGCUGCUAAGCAGAGGGUUUGAACUGGGAAUCCAGAAGAUAAUUUCACGCAACAGGCUAGACUUGAACAAGGCGGUGGUACCCCGGUACACCUCGAUCAACACACCUCUACUUCUUGCCGUUGGGUUCGGUCGUUCGAAUAUUGUGGAGCUGCUUCUGCGAAAUGGAGCCGAAGUCAAUCUCGCAACGGAUAUUUCCGCCUUGGAAUAUGCUGCAACCCUGGGGGACUACAAUAUGACUAGUCUACUCCUCAAGCAUGGUGCCCAUGUGGAUCGCGUGGGUGCAAAGCGCGGGUUAACUCCACUAGGUUGUGCUCUGGAACUUGGGUACGCAAUUCGGGAAGCCAAUCCGUACUUCCGACAGCUUGACACUCGCCAUGACUUGUCGAGGUGCAAGGCAGAAAAUGAAUUUGUUGCUGUGAUCCAAUUGCUGCUGGCUCAUGGGGCAGAUUCGCAUUUCCAGUCUGAUCAGGAAUCCCAGUCUACUUGCCUACACAGGAUUCCCGGGAGCCCAUGGAAAUCAACAGAGAAACUUUUAGGUCUGUUUCUUGCUUCUGGUGCUAAUUUGAAUGCACAAGACUGGACGGGGAACACUCCCCUCCACAUCGCUCUCGCCUUCAACGCAUUUCCAGCAGACAGAGAUGUCCAGAAGGAGUACGUGGCGUUGCUCUUGAAGUCUGGUGCAGAUGUUCAUCUACAGAACUGGGAUGGAGAGGUACCACUGGGUAUCUGGUUCGAGAACCCGGGGCUCUGGGAAAGUUUCUUGAAACCAGCACCAAAUACGCGUUGUCACAGUAAGAAAGGAGACAAACUGAUUUGGACACUUUUGAAGGUUACAUACCAAAAGCAAACGAAACACACAAGGCAACAUUUCAUCAAUAAUCUCUUGAUUGAGAUAUUAGUGGAACACGGGGCUUUGGGAGAUAAAAUGAUUGAUGACGAAGAAUGUCCAUUGGAUUUGCGUGCGGCAGGCCUAUACCCAGUGCUGAAAGAUUUGAAAAGCAAGAGAAGGGUGGCUUCAACCAAAACGGCUCAUAGAAAAACUCCCCAAAAGAAUGUAUCCAAGGCCCUGAUAGAUAGCGGAUCCAUCAGAAAAGCCACAGCACACAAGAAGACCAGGAGGCCCACGAAAAGGUUGCCCCCGAGAACUCCCAAGGCCUGA